UUGUGCGAUCAGCUGAUGAGUGUCAAUUUUAAUUGAGAUUUUGUCUCAUCUCUACUUUCAUUUAAUUAAUUAUUCUGUGAUUGUUUUUUAAUUAUUUUGUAUUUUAUUUUGUUUAUUCGUUGAACCACCGGGUACACGAACUCUUGCAAUAUCUGUAACCUUAAAGAUAGAAGAUAUAAUUUAACGGAAGCUUCGAUGGCCAAUGAAACCGGUGAUGUAGACCAAGUGAACAUGCAAUCAGAAGUAAUUCUCAGUGAUUCUGGUGGAAUAGAAGUUGAAGAUUAUGGUGGUGCUGGUGAAAAAAGUGGUGAUACCAACGAGGGAAGUGGUGAUGAUGGUGUCGCUGGAGAUGAUGCCAAUUAUGAUAAUGAAUUGAAAACAGAAGAAAACCUUGAGACAGAGAAAGAUUUAUCUUAUGAGACAAGUGAAAUGGAGACUGAUUUAAGCAAGGACGAUGGAAUAGAAAACGAAACCAUGGAAUUACCAAGAGAAAUUACUCAAUUUACUGAUGAAAAAAGAAACAAUAGUAUCCCUGGUAUUGAAAAUUCAAAGCCUGAUAAUGAUUCUAUUCCCAAUAUCGUAGAAACGGUUACUAUUGACAAGUCAUCUUAUGAAAAAUUAAUCUCAGAACAGAAAAGGUUAACCGAUGAACUGAAAAGAUUAAAAGAACGCCUAAUUACUGUUGAAGAUGAUUAUACAAGUGAAAUAUUGGAACUUGAAGAUCGAGAAUCAAAAGCCAGGAACGAAUUGAAUCAAGCUCUUGAAACUAUCGGACAAUUGAAAAAUUGUAUCAGAGAAGUUGAUCAACCAACCAAUUGGUCUGAACGAAUGGAACAGUUAAAAUCUGAACGAGAUGCAGCUCUAGAUGAUGUCUCCAAAUUAGAUGACAAGGUCCAUCGGUUAACAGCAUCGGUUACAAAUUUACAGCUCGUAAUUGAACAGAUACAAAAAGAGAAUGAAAAAAAAGUCUCUUCUUUAACCAGGCAACAUCUCGCAGCCCUAGAGUCAGAGCGAAUGAUACAAAAUGAUUUACGACAGGAAGUUGAGAUGUAUGAAAAAAAGUCUAUGGAAUCAGCUCAAGCUCUUGAAGCUGCAACAAGAUUGACAGAAAAUAUCGACAAAAAGGAGGAAAUUAUUCAAAACUUGAAACAAGAACGUAAGUUUAACUUUUCUCUCUCAAUACAAUUUAUUCUCUCUGAUUCAAGAUGAAAGAUUAAAAGAUUAUCAUGAAAAAGGUAUUAAGGUGAUAACGUAAAAAUCAAUGAUACUGUUAAGAAACCGCUGCUCUCUCUCAUUAAUUAACUAAUGGGUAGCAAGAUAAUUGUAAUGAUGGUGAUUAUUGUGAUAAUAAUAAUGAUGAUGAUGGUGAUGUAUUUUUGCCGGUUUAUUAUCAUCAAAUUGAAAAAUGUUGUUUGCAUGGACCCACAAUUCAAAUUGAUACUUUCACCUUUCUCUCUCUCUCUCUCUUGUCAACAAGAAACAUA
Molecule: messenger RNA, 1484 nt
Organism: Panonychus citri (citrus red mite)
Lineage: Eukaryota; Metazoa; Arthropoda; Arachnida; Trombidiformes; Tetranychidae
Product: thyroid receptor-interacting protein 11-like
Exons: 2
Coding region: 196-1209 (337 amino acids)
Biological process (GO): endoplasmic reticulum to Golgi vesicle-mediated transport; Golgi organization
Cellular component (GO): Golgi apparatus
Molecular function (GO): small GTPase binding
Source: RefSeq, a predicted model, not a curated record